CAUUGGAUAUGCUUUCCCUGUCCUCCUCGUCCCAAUCCCCCACAACCUUAACUGUAACGCAGCGGUGGACGCGUUUUCAUUAACGAACAGGAAGGACCACUUCGCGUCUCUGUAAACAAUUUUCUUGUCUUAUGAAAGUUGGAUUAUUUUCUGUGAUUAUUUGUCAUUUCCCGUUCUUGUGGUUAACUUUCGUGACGAUUGGAUGCGACCUGCUACAAGUAACGCAAUAUCAAGAGAGGAGAGACAAAGGAAACUGCGUGGGGAUACAAAGAUCCUUACAGGUGGGAUGAGAUGAGAUCUGUGAAAAGCCAUUACCAUGGAAACUGGUGACUCCUCUUCCUCCCCGAGGCAGGAUGAUAGACAGGCCAUGCAGGAGCCAUGCGAGACGUUGCUCCUCGGCGAGGUUCUGGAGAGAGGCGCGGGAGAGGGGUCCAACGGCAGAGACGACCCCGUCGACGGCGGCCUGAAGACGGACGCCGGCCAGAUGGAGAUCGCGGCGGCGCGAGCGAACGCCGCCGCCGCGAAUGUCCCUGCAGGCGAGGGCCCUUCGGCGGACGGGAUCCCGUGCCGGGAGUGCGGCGUCUCCUUCGCCAGCUUACAAGUGUACAUGGAGCACCGCUGCCCGAACGCCCGCCGGACGCUUCCGCACGGCGACACUGACAGUGAGCUCAGCGACCAGGAGGACAGCGACGUGGAGGCCCUGGACGGGGAGAUCGUGUACCAGCCCAACGGGUCGGCCUUCAUCAUUAAGGAGUCUGGAGGAGGUGUCCGGAGCUCCCCGUCCGGAGCGCAUGCCCUCUUCUCCCCCUCGGGCUUUCUGAACCACCAAACCUCUGUGCCCCUUUUCCCACAGGUCAUCAACACCUUCCAUAUCGCCUCCUCUCUCAGAAGACAGUUGGCGGCCGAUCCGACCUCCCCAAAUACCUCAUCGCUGGCGGGCAUUGGUCCGGUGUUGCACAGCUUCCGCGUCUACGAUCUCCGACACAAGGGUGACCAAGACUGUGGGGCUGGUGAUAGCGGCUCCAAAAACUCCCGCUUAUCCAAAGAUGUCCCUAAUGGCUUGGACCUGUCCAGAUUCGAUGGCUUUGUGAAGGACGGCAAGAACAAGCCAGUUCUGAUGUGUUUCCUGUGCAGGAUGUCCUUUGGUUACGUGAGGUCGUUUGUGAACCACGCUAUCCAGGACCAUAGGAUGUCCCUCAACCAGGAGGAGCAGAAGGUCCUGGCAAAUAAAUACGUCUCUGCGAUUAUACAAGGGAUCGGUCAGGACAGGGAACCGUUAAUAAGCUUUCUGGAACCAAAAAAACCCCUCUGUCUCAACCCGCUUUUUUCUGCUUCAGACCCUGUAUGUCCGGAUCCUAGCCUGCAGGGUGCAUGGGGGGCUCUUCAGACUGAGAGUGGGGGCUCCCUGCAUGCAGGCUUUCCCUCCGUUAAGGGCAGUGUGAGUUCUGUAUCUUCAGAAGAAGAGUCAGCGAUGCCAAAGGCUGAAGUCGACUUGCGAACCCUGUCGCCUUCAGGCGACACUCUGCCCCAAGGUUGCCUGUUGUCUGGGAAGGCGGGCAAGUCACCGGAGAGCGAGAGACUCGGGAAAGCGGAAGGUGGCAGCACAACGGCGUUCUCGUGUGUGGAGAGCUCCAUAAAAAGUGAACUCGGGGAGUUAACUGACACAGAGGAAGAUGUUGUAUAUUAUUACAGUGAGAGCGAGGAGGAUGAUAACGAUUGCAUCGGCAAAAUGGCCGAUUUUGCUGCUGGCAAAGACCUCCCCGUCUCCAACCAAAGCAGUUCUCUUUUGACGUCCUCUUCACCGAAACCUGAAGUGAAGGGGGUCCCCGAUUAUUCUGCUACUGUGUCCGCUAACAGAGAGAUGACCAAGCAGACAGCUGACCCAAAGGACCAGAACAGUGAUCUAGAUAGCCAAAGUCGAAGUGAGAAGGAAUUCACGAAGGUUCAAGAAGACACCCCGGCUUUGUUGUUGGACGAGCUGAGACGUAGUGACAGGAGCCCUGUGUCUCCUCACCAGCAGGUUUCCAGCAAGCCCAGUACAAUGCUUGACAACGCUAGCGCAGGGCGAGGGGUGUCUCCCGGCAGGGAUGUCAGGUACCGCAAAUCUGACUCUGACGUCGGCUCGUCACACUCUCUGAGCGAUCACCCGGUCACUCUGGGGUCCGGUAUUCCUUGCAAGGCCCUGAAAUGCCCCAUGUGCAAUUGGCACUACAAGUACCAGCAGAGCCUGGACGCCCACGUGAAGGAGAAGCACCCGGAGAUGGGCAGCUCCUGCCCCUACUGCGGAACGGGUCAGCCGCACCCUCGACUGUCCAGGGGCGAGAGCCAUACCUGCGGCUACAAGCCCUUCCACUGCGAGGUGUGCAACUACUCCACCACGACCAAAGGCAACCUCACGAUUCACAUGCAGUCCGACCGGCACCUGACCAACAUCCAGACUCUUCAAAAUGGCGGCGUGGAGAUGCCGGACAUCCGCCCCACCCACUCCUCGCCCGUCUCCGGGGUCGGCGGCAGGAUUCCCUCGCCGACCAAACCCAAGCAGAGGUCGAGCUGGCGCUGCGAGGUCUGCGACUACGAGACCAGCGUGGCCCACAACCUGAGGAUCCACAUGACCAGCGAGAAGCACGUGCACAACAUCAUGCUCCUGCAGCAGACCUUGAAGCAGAUGAGGGGCGGGCUACAGCCCAGCAUGGCACCUGCUGAGGCCCAGCUCUACCAGUAUUACCUGGCCCAGAACAUGGGUCUGCCGGGCCUGAAGCUGGAGAAUCCUCCCGAUUUGCCCCACAUGAUGGUCAACCCCUUCCAGUGCAGUUCCUUUUCAACCGCAGGGCUGAUCCCGGGACUGGUCAAUGAUGACCUGGCAAAGGACGUCCACCUCGCCAGCGGUCAGUCAAAAGGUGACGACCAGCCCCUCGUUUCUGCUGGGGAGCUAUCGCCACGCGUCGGUGACCCACCACAGAAGCUGUACCAGUGUAGCCUGUGCAACAGGUUCGCCUCAGACAGCCUGGAGGCCCUGGGCUUGCACGUGAGUGAGGAACGUGUGCUCCCCCUGGAGGACUGGAGGACCAUCGUCGGUGACCACUACCAGUGUCGGCUCUGCGGAUACAGAACCCAGCUCCGGGCCAACUUCCUGCUCCACUGCCAGACCGACCGGCACCUGCACAGGUACCAGCUGGCGGCCCACCUGAAGGAGGCGGGGGAGCCUAACUACUGGAGGUUGAAGGACGUCGCCAUCAGCAACCCCGUGCACCUGAAGUGCAACGUGUGUGAAUACCACAGCAACAGCAUUGAGAAGCUGCGGCAGCACAUUGCCAACCAGAGGCACGAAGCAGCAAUGAGGCUCUACAAGCACUUGCAGAAGCAGGAGAGCAUGUUGAACUCGGAGUCCUGCUACUUCUACUGCGCGCUGUGCGACUACUCCACCAAAGCCAAGCUCCACCUGGUGCAGCACCUCCACUCCGCCAAGCACCAGCAGGCCCUGGGGUCGCACAAGCUGGAGUUCUUCCAGCGGGGGCCAGGGUCCGAGCCCGACGCGCUGGGGGAUCUGUUCUACGUCAAGGACCGUCCCAAGAAAGAGUCGGAGGAACACGAUGAAAAGAUCAAAGGCCCUGCCAAGACUACAACAAAUGACCAGACUGAGAAGGAUAUUAAAGUCCUCAAGAAGUCUAAACUUGGAAUGAAUACCCUGCCCAAGGAACCUCCCGGGACCACAGCUCUUGGAAAGCGAAGUCUAUUGCCAGAAAAUGGAAAUGACACGACGCCCAAGAGACCGAAAUCGGCAGAGGGGACAGCUAGCAACGAGCAGGAGAACCAGUGCUCGCAGUGCAGCUACAGCACCGCGGACCCCAGCCGCAUGGCGAUGCACGUGCUGUCCCAGCAUUCAGUGCGGUCGGCCCUCUGCUGCCCGCUGUGCGACGACGUCCUCAGCAGCAAGAUCCACCUGCAGCUGCACCUGACCCACCUGCACAGCGUGGCCGCGGACUGCGUGGAGAAGCUGAUCGCGGGGGUCUCAGAAACCAAUGUCCUAAUGCCCAGAAACAUGGCUGAAAAACUGUGUGAACCUGUGAAAGAUAAGCUGUUGUGUAAUGUGGACACUUCAGCUGUGACACAGAAAGAAUCAGUGAAACCCCAAGGUGGCGGUUCCAUUGCUUCGAAAAGCAAAGCUCAAAACAGGGGCUUAGAGGGCCUUCAGAAUAUUCUGGAAGUCAAACCACAAAAGGCCCCUUCAGACACCCCAAGCUGGAAGAGGAGCCAGGACCAGAAGAACCAGGUCUGGCCAUGGAAGGAUCAAAGUGGGCUCCAAAACCAGCAGCUCUUGGGCUCUGAUCACCACGCUUACAAGCAACGGAGUGACCACAGCGGCCUGGAACCGCGGGAGCUCCUGGCACAUUCUCAACUCCGCACCGCCGUCGUCUGCGCCCUGUGCCUUUGCGACUUCCAAACGGUCCUUGAGCUCAGGAAGCACCUGGAGAGCGUUCAUCCGGAGCUGAGCCAAGCUGACGUCGGGCGUCUCUGCAGGACCCCGCCAGCGAGUGAACUCAGCACCGAGAGCGCGGAGAGGAUGUUCGAUCCCAAGCUGCUCAAAGACUUGGUCCAGGAAAGGAAGGACAGUCCGGCGAGAAGCGAGAGCGUAUCUCCCCUGGAUGAGGCCAACUUCGAAUCUAAACGAACCUUUUCCCUGAAAAAAGGCACAAAUUUCUUCGUGGAGAAGUUUUUGGAUCCCGCGCGUCCGUACAAGUGCACUGUGUGCAAGGAAUCCUUCACGCAGAAGAACAUUCUCCUGGUUCACUAUAAUUCAGUCUCGCAUUUACACAAGCUGAAAAAGGUCAUGCACGAGACCACGUCGCCAUUGCUUCAGGAAAGCAGCAACAGGUUUGACAACAAACCGUACAAAUGCAAUGUUUGUAACGUUGCCUAUAGCCAAAGUUCAACUCUCGAGAUCCACAUGAGGUCCGUGCUUCACCAGACAAAAGCCAGGACUUCCAAAGUGGAAACCGGAAGCAGUAUUUCAAACGCAAACCGUGGGGCGACACCCCAAAGGCCUGUCACCGUUAGCCAAGAGGCAGUGGACGCUACAAACUUAACUGCCGCAACACCCAAAGAUAACCAGACAAAAGCCAAAGAAAACCGAAAACAACCUGCUGAAAACAUUUCCAGUCUUCUCCCUCCGCAGCCGUGCCUGACCCCAGGACAGCUACAGCUGCAGCACGACCUAACGCAACAGGCCGCUUUCUUUCAGUCUCAGCUUCUAGGCCCGGCAUUCUGGCCACCCCUCCCAAUGUCUCCCAGUGUCCUGCUACACUUUCAGCAACCCCAGUUCCUCUUUCCAUUUUAUGUGCCCGGUGCUGAGGUGAAGCUUAACUCAGAGCUGGCAUCGCAAUCCCCCAUUUUGGGGCUGCCCGGAAUGACUCAGACCCUGCUGGAGGACCUCAGGCUUCAGCAGAGCCAGUUUCAGCAGCUGCAGCAACAGGCUACUAAAAAGCUGCCCGGUGACUCAGAGGUGCAGUCGCAGAAAGAGCAGGAGCAGGAGCAGACCAACGAGCCCGAGGUGGAGCAGAAUGACAAGGCGAUAACUGAUGCCCAAACAUCUGAGGACGCCGAAGAGCAGUCAAAGGAACCGGAGAGCAAAGAAGAGCCAAAAAAGCAAGGCCACAACAGUGUCACGACUGAGGAUAACGGAGAUGUUAAAAAGCAGGUUCCAGCAGAGCCGUCCUUCCUACCUCCACGUGUUAUCUUGGGUGCGAGGGGGAAUGCUGCCAGAGCUCUGCUGGAGAAUUUUGGGUUCGAGCUGGUGAUCCAGUACAUUGAGAACAGACAGAGGAAUCAGAGGAAAAACGAGUGUGCGGAAAAAGAGGCCAUUGCUGACAAGCUGGUGUGUGGCACAUGUGGAAAGCUUUUCUCCAACAUCCUGAUCCUCAAGAACCACCAGGAGCAUGUGCAUAAACAGAUCUUUCCAAAUGGAGAUCUUGAGAAGUUUGCGCAGCAGUAUAGAGAAGCGUAUGACAAACUGUAUCCAAUUAAUCCAUCGUCUCCUGCGACUCCUCCAUCGCCCCCAACCACCCCGCCUCUUCCGCCUCCCCCUCCCUCACCCCAACCUCCAUCGGAGCCUGCCCCCACCAUAAGGAAAAUGCAGACACCUGUACCGCCAAAGGCUCCACAACCACCACCAACUCCACCGCCCCCUCCUCCGCCGGUCGCGUCUCCGCAAAUCAACUUUCCCACAUCUGUAGACCUGCCUCUUCUCCUGUCAAUGAUGGCACAGCAAGCUGGGUUGCCUCCAAAUCUCAUGCUCCAGUUUCCCUCUUCAGAUCCUACACCUCAGUCUGAUCUUACACAACUAUGUAGUCAGCAGGAGCCGGACCCCGUGUCUCUCCAGCAAGUGGAGUCCAAACGACCACGUACUCGGAUUACCGAUGAGCAGCUGAAAAUCCUCCGUGACACUUUCAAAAUUAACAACUACCCUGGGGAGGAGAAGGUUCAAGAGCUGGCUGAGAAGUUAGGCCUUUGCCAGAAAGUUAUCAAGCACUGGUUCCGCAAUGCCCUCUUCAAAGAGAGACAACGAUGCAAGGAUUCCCCCUACAACUUCAGCAUUCCGCCUAUCGCAACACUGGAAGAUGUAAAACUGGAGUCCCAGUUUGAUGGAAUGGAUUUUUACAAACUGGAUCUCGCCAAGAAUAAUAGGUCUUCCAGAACUCACAUCACAGACUAUCAGAUGAGAGUCCUUCAGGACUUUUUUGAAACAAAUGCUAACCCUAAGGACUAUGAAAUAGAUCAGCUCUCCUCUGCUCUUAAUCUGCCGAGUCAUGUGAUAAUUUUCUGGUUCCAAAAUGCUCGUGAGAAGGCAAGAAAAAUGUAUGAAAGCCAGAUUGAUUCAACUGAAGACUGUGAGAGAAAGGAAAAGGUUAAUGAGAGUUGCAUUGCUCAUUCUUGCAAAGCUGAAGAUGAUGAUGCACCAGACAGUGAUUGGCAAGAUAAGGAAUAUGUGGAUGUUAGCAAACAGCUAAAAAACAUACCAAAGCUCUUGGAACAUGCAGGUUCAUCCAAACAUGCCUUUGGAAGAGUUACAGUUUCAGAUUCAGGCUCUCCACCAGUACCUUCACCUCAGUCCAGUAUUGAAAAGGCCUCCCCACAGCCAAAAUUAGCCUCUGAUAAUUCAAAGCAGGCUGAGGAUUCUUCAUCUCAAGUGCUAACUAACAUACCAGAACUACGAGCGGCCCAAGUGCUCACUCCACAACCUGCCAGGCAGAAGAUACCCCAAGAACUAAUGACUAGGUUGCAGUCUGCGGCCAUCACAUCCAGUCAUCUUCCUCUCACCACCUCAACUAUGACAAAUAGUUUACUUCCUCAGAUGCUACACUACAAGUGUGAGCAGUGUAAAAUCAUCUUCCCAUCUGCAGAGCUGUGGCAGGAGCACCAGCGCAUGCAUUUGCUAGCUACCCAAAACCAGUUUCUUCACUCCCAGUUCCUGGAAAGAUCCUUGGAAAUGCCAUACAUGAUCUUUGACCCAAGCAAUCCACUCAUAACAAGCCAGUUACUCUCUGGGUCUUUCUCCCAAAUGCCAGUGCUGAACAGUUCCAUCCAUUCCUCACCUCCUAGUAGCGCCUCUCUGAAACGUAAAUUAGACGACAGAGAGGAAAACAGCUCCAGCGAUAAAGACUGCAGUAAUACUAUCGAAGACCAGCAGAGGGACAAACGCCCUAGGACCACCAUUGCACCAGAACAGCUGGAGAUCUUGUAUGACAAGUAUCUCCUUGACUCCAACCCAACCCGAAAAAUGCUUGAACACAUUGCCAACACGGUGGGCCUGAAGAAAAGAGUUGUGCAGGUUUGGUUUCAGAACACUCGUGCCAGGGAGCGCAAGGGGCAGUUUCGAGCACUGGGUGCAGCUCAGUCUCACAAAAAAUGUCCUUUCUGUGGUUCGCUCUUCAAGGCCCUGUCAGCUCUUGAAAGCCAUAUUCGAUCCAGGCACUGGCAUGAAGCUAAGGAGGCAGGUUUUGGCUUGUGCUUAAGUUCCAUGAUGUCAGGCAAUGAUGGAGCCGAGAUCCUGCCCAGGCACAAUGACUUUGAGAACCAGUUCACUAAGAUGGAAACUAGUGAAUCUGAGCUUCCUGAAUUUGACCUGACCGCUGCAUCUUCAAGCCUCGCUAAAGCAGCUGAAGGACAUCUGAAGUAUUUCAUGAGCUCUUCAUGCUCAAAAACAGAAAAAACUGAGGACCCCGAAGGGGUAAGUGAUAAUUUUGGAGAGGUCUUCUAUGACCUAUCUAAAGGAGAUUUAGAUGAGACCUCUUCUGUCACCACAGCCACGAGUGAUGCAUCAACAGGUCACAGGGGACAAAUUGAGCAAGGUGAAGGCAAAACAAAUCCCUUUCAAAAUUAUGAUUUACACAGAGAAGUUCAAGUCAACCCAGCAAAUUUCUCAAUUCAAGAUAGCAAGCACAGUUACAGCAUCCAAGGCGAUGACCUGGAUGACAGUACAGAUCAGAGUGAGACCUUGAGUGUGGUAGACCUGAGCUCACCUCACCCCUUCAGCUACAGAAGCCCCUUGGAUCAUGGAAGGUUAAGUGUAGACAAGCCAGGCCACAGGCGCUCCAGGACCCAGAUGAGCAACCAGCAAGUUAUGGUUCUCAAGUCUUGCUUUAGCGACUGCCGCACGCCGACCAUGCAUGAAUGCGAGACGCUCGGCGACAAGAUUGGACUAGCUAAGCGGGUCGUGCAGGUCUGGUUUCAAAAUGCUCGUGCCAAAGAGAAGAAGUUCAAAAUAACGGUGGGAAAGCCGUUUGUGGUAAGCCAGGAAUCGCCCGACGGUCCGAUGCCAGAAUGCACACUCUGCGGCACAAGGUUCACCACUACAUUUCCCAUACGGGAGCACAUCUUUUCCAAGCUGCACGUAGACAAACUGCAAGACAGACUGAGGGGCCAUGUGGAUCGGGAAAAGGACCACCUCACGGCAACAACCGUACGUCAGCUGAUGGCACAGCAGGAGUUCGAACGCUUCAAGAAGAGGACAGUGGAUUCCCUUGGUACCGCCACUCAGCAGCAAACCAUGACUGAUGCACUUCUUGGUCUUAGCUGGCCGACCAGUUACUCUGGAAUCACUGGUCUCCCAUCUGGUGUAAAUGGGAAUUUAAAACAUCCUAGUUUUCCACCAAGCACACCUGGAACUCUUGGUGAUGCGUACCCCUCUCCAGUCACCCCGACUACUGCCGUGUCUCUCGGCUGCACCCCGACCAAGACUCCGGCCACUCCAUCUCCCAUUCCCUCCACCCCAUCGACAAGCCAUCAAACCGAGCCACCGAACCCGGACAAGCCAAAGACGUCUGUGCAGCUAAAACAGCCGCACGAGGAGAGGGAGGCAAACGGCUCUCGUUCUGAUUCGAAGAAGAGGAAGGAAGGGGAAAGAGAAAAGAGAACUCAGACAAAACGAGCCAAAUCCCAAGGGCUUCUGGGUACUGUCGCCGGGGAUACGGGAGCCUUCUUAGCCGGACAGUUCCUGCCUUACUUUGUCCCGGGGCUUGUCCCGUACCUGCCUCCCCAACUUCCCGGAUUUGCUCAAGGCGGCGGAUCCUUCCCGCCUCUGUGCGGACUGGAGAACUUGUUCCCGUACGGACCGGGCUUGCCACAGGCCAUCGCCGGUCUCUCGACAGCCGCCCUGGUUCAGCAGUGCAAGCAGUAUCAGCAGUCACUCCCAGACACCCUGAAACAGGACAAGCUGCGAGAGGGGCAACGGCACAAACCAGCCUCUGCCGAGCCAUUGAACACACCCGGCGAUAGAAUCCAACCAAAAGAGGAGGAUACGACUGGCUUUUCUGCCGAAAGCACAGACCAAGAGUUGCAAGCGGGUGCCAGAAACGUGGACUUUCCAGAUGGUCUCAUCAACUCCUCAAACAAGGGUGAGUUUACCUGUGAACAGUGCCGGGCGGUCUUUGCCGACAAGGAGUCUGCGUUGCGCCAUAGGGAGUCGUCCUGUUGCUUCGGACAGUCGUUUUCUGACUUGCGGGAUGCCGCGCUUCACAAGGAGGCUAGCAACAAAUACAGCUGCACGCCGCGGAAUCUGACCGUUAGCACGGACAACGCGGCUAGCCGCCACGUUCGAUCGAGCCCUCACAAGGAUAAAGCAGCAAGACAAGCAAUGAGAGAUGCCAAAGAGCACACUAGAUUAUUACCUCGUUCCGCCUGCUCCUCCACCACAUCUACCUCACAGUCUGCUAUCAAUAACCGUCCCCUUAUUUCUUGCACAUCCAUGGCAUCCUGGCCCAGUGUUCUUUUCCAAGCGUCCUCCAUGGGCGCCGCAUCGUUCCUCUCGCCCUCCGCCCCUCUCCCUUCUGCCCUGUCCACCCCUCCGGCGGUUACCUCAUCUGCACGGGGUACCGCGGAGGGUCGGCUCUCGUUGCCCGCCGAGAUCUGUUCGGACAAAUUGGGCGGCCAGUUGAGUCAGAAGCUUGACAACAUUGGGAAGUCGUUGGACAUCAAGACUAAGGCAACCUCUGGCCUUGGUGCCAAUUUCAGAAGUAUCAGAAUGGAUAUGUUCACUGUGUAGGAGUGAAAGCUGUAUAAAAUAAAGAAUUUAACUGCAGUUCCAAAGUUUGUUGUAACCCAAAAAAUCACAGCACCAAAUGGUUGACUCAGGAUUGUUUUAUUUUCCCCAUAAUGAUAUACUAGUUAGACAUGGUAGGAUUUUUAUUAUGGACAGAAUGGUUGCCGAUGCUUAAGCAAGCUAUUGUGUACUGUACUGAAUAAUUUACAAAAAAAACAGCUCUUGUGGAGCUUGUUUCAAGCCAAAAACAAUGUUGUGAUCGCAAAUUUCACCUCAGAUUGAUUUUCAAAAACUUACUGUAUGUACUGUAUGGAGAAAUAUUUUGGAACAUUUGAAGAGAAUUUGUCUUAUACGUACAAGGUGUAAUUCAGUAACUUUAAAUUCUCAGGUCAUAACAGAGUAUCCUUUGUCUGUCAAAGCAGCAUAAACACUGAUUAAAUGGAAGAUUUACCAAAACAAGUAAAAUUGUACCAGGAGCACGUGGGCACAUGUACAUUUUGGGAUGUACAACAUGUGUGUUUUUUUUUCUUUCAUGUUGCCCAACUGGACCAUAUGGUUUUGCCACUGAAGGAAUUAAGAAUGGUGCUGGAACAGUAUGCGUAUCCCCGAGGUUAUAUUGCGUCAGUCUUAUACGCGUGACACGUUUGUUCCUUUCUGGGACAGAGUACUUGUGAUCCGUGCCACACAGUAUAAUGUCCAGUGUUAAUUCAACUCUAGCAGCACAUGUAGUCCAAGAGGACAUACUCUGUGUGAGUUAAUUUAACACCGAACAUCUUAGUCUGCUGCUUUCUUCAUAUUUUUACCCCCACUUGCACCCAGUUAUCUGAAGGGAUAACUUUGUUCUCUUUUAAUAUUAUAUUUAAUUUGUGAAUUGUAAUGGUAUUGAGGUACUUGCUUGCACCUGGAUUAUAGUGCACUUAUUCUGUUUUUACCCUUUAUAUAAUUUGUUUUAUGAUGUAUUUUUCAUAAAUAAUAGGUCAUUUAAUCGGUGUCUUGUUUCUUACUUUUUUCCUUUUAGAACAGCAGUUUGAUCUGUAAGAGUUUGACUGUGAACAAGCCAAACUUGUACUUGAUUGUGUACAUAAAGUAGAUUUGUAUGACUUGAAACUGUUAAAGAACAAAGUAAAAAAGAAAAAAGAAAAUGGUGUACAUUAUUGCUUCAUGUAAACAAAGAAGCUGCUUUAAACAUGAUACAAAUGUAAGUGUUUUGUAAAAUAUAAAGAUUUUGUCAGCUUGGAGGUACAUUUUCCUAUACUUUUUUCAAUUGAUGUCCUCUAGUACUCUGGGCAUUUCAGUUGAUGUUCUGUUUUUGUUUUAUUAUCCAUAAUAAAUCGACUUGUAUUAACAUAAUUUUGCUGAAACAUUAUAUAGCUUACAUUGUUAUUUCUUUAUUCAGCAUUUCCACACUUCAGCAAAGGUGGAUUCAUAAAUUCAUAAAUUGCUUUAUCUGAAUGUUUUUUUUGUUGCUGUGGAUAAUUAAAGAAUGUGAAUCUGAUUUCCAAAUUGAUUUAUAAGGUAAACAAUUUGUUCAUUCCAAUGGAAGACAUUGCUUGUGGGACUUGUACAUACGAGUAGUUGGAUGUGCAUGGUGUGCAAAUGUAUUAAUAUGAGUAAAUGCAAAAAAAAAAAAAAAAAGUAUUUCUUUUAUUUGUUCUUGUUCCGAGAUGAACAGGUAGCAUGAAAUGCAAACUGCUUGACAGGUUAAAAUCUCGCUUAAGACGGUGAAGUAAAAAUCCCUUUGUCUUUUUAAAGGAUGACAAUACAGGUUUUUUUUUUCUCUCUCUCUCUCUCUCUCUCCAGAAAUGUAGAAAUAUCAGUGUCACAGCUGUUCCAGUUUAUAUUAUCUCCUCUUUCUAUGUAAACAUUUUGAUGUUCUUAUUGAUAUUUUGACAUCAUGAGUUGAAUUCCAAAGACACUUUCAAUGGUUUUCCAAGAGACAAUGGUGCGGUCCCGUCCUUGUUCCAAAGUUGGUCAGAACGCUGCUUCUGCCUUUCUCCCUGAAUGCGGAUCCGUGCUUACAAGGUGGAGCUCCCCUGAGAACAUUGCACAAACGUGUUAAGAGCAAAAUGACUGAUACUCAAGAGCGAUGGACAGUCAGAUGAGUAGGAUAUAAAUGUAUAUACAGUACAUGGGGCAGUAAGCCUGCAUCUAAAUACCUUUAUCUGUGGAUGGAAGAACCAGGCUAAAGAUGAUGGAUUUCAGAAUGAGUGAAAUUGGGAUUUUUCUCCUGAACAUUAUUGGGAUUCAUCACGAUGCCACAGGAAGUAUUCCUCAUACCUGGGCAGUGAAGGAAAAAGCUCAUUUUUUAAGAUCUGCCCUACAUGGUUACAUAACUUUAAAUAAAAUUAAACCAAAAAUGUUA
Messenger RNA from Conger conger (European conger), 12896 nucleotides. RefSeq names its product zinc finger homeobox protein 4-like. Lineage: Eukaryota; Metazoa; Chordata; Actinopteri; Anguilliformes; Congridae. Gene Ontology annotation, biological process: regulation of transcription by RNA polymerase II. The coding region runs from base 317 to 10537 and encodes 3406 amino acids. The record is from RefSeq and is a predicted model, not a curated record. Gene Ontology annotation, molecular function: DNA-binding transcription factor activity, RNA polymerase II-specific; RNA polymerase II cis-regulatory region sequence-specific DNA binding; zinc ion binding. The transcript has 10 exons. Gene Ontology annotation, cellular component: nucleus.